GAGGUGGGCCUCGUGACGUGAGAGCGUUCUCCUGCGUCCCUGAAUCAGAGAACUACACUUCCCAGAAACCCUUGCGCUCAGGGGCGUGGCGUCGUGCCUUGAAAACGGCGGGAGUUCGAACACCGCCUUUCAGAGCCGAGGCAGGUGAGGUGGAGAGAGGGGCUCUCGGAGAAGCGCAGUCACUCAGUGCUGAGGCCGAGGAAGAGAGAAUGGAUCCGGUGGUGCUGGAGGAGCUGAAGCGUCGGGCCUCGUGCGGGAUCGAGGCGUGUUCGGGGCGCCUGUGGGGGCUGAGCCGGGAGAUCUGGGGGGCGCCGGAGCUGGCCUACCAGGAGCGUCGGGCCCACGAGGCGCUGGCCGGCUUCUUCUCGGGCUGCGGCGGGUGGCGGGUGCAGCGGAGCUACAAGCUGGAGACGGCCUUCCGGGCGGAGUGGCAGUGGGGCCCCGGAGGAGCAGGAGGCGGCGGCGGCGGCGAGGAGAAGGAGAACGCUGCUGCUGCUGCUGCCUCCCCCGAGGCCUCCUCUUCGUCCUCCUCCUCGGAGCCGGUGCUCCGCGUGGGCUUCCUGUGCGAGUACGACGCCCUGCCCGGCCUGGGCCAUGCCUGCGGACACAACCUCAUCGCCGAAGUGGGCGCCGCCGCCGCCCUGGGACUCAGGGCCGCCCUCCAGGGGAGCCAGCCCCAGCCACAAGGGGGGCACCCCGCCCCCGCCGUCAAGAUCAUAGUCUUGGGCACUCCUGCUGAAGAAGAUGGAGGCGGCAAGAUAGACUUAAUUAAAGCCGGGGCGUUUGAUGGGCUAGAUGUGGUAUUCAUGGCUCAUCCCUCCCAAGAAGAUGCAGCUUAUUUGCCAGAUGUAGCAGAACAUGAUGUGACUGUGAAAUACUUUGGAAAAGCUUCUCAUGCUGCUGCUUACCCUUGGGAAGGAGUAAAUGCAUUAGAUGCUGCUGUUCUUGCAUACAACAAUCUGUCAGUUUUAAGACAGCAAAUGAAACCAACAUGGAGAGUUCAUGGUGAGAUGUUCAUUAAAUCUUAUGUCCAGCAAGUAAUACUUCAGCACUGUUUGAGAAAAUGUUAUAUCUGGCAUGCUAAUGAUCAAAUGCAAGGGGCUGUACUUAUUUUGUGACAAACCUGCAGUUUGUUCCUUAAGUAGAAAGUGUUUAAAAGCUACACAGGUUUGGGAAUUGUUCACCUAAAACCCUACAGUUGUUCAUGCAAUAAACUAACAGAUGCCUAACUUAAGUUGUUGAGUGUUCAUAUAGAUCAGUGAUGGUGAACCUUUUAGAGGCCAAGUGCCCAAACUGCAACCCAGAACCCACUUAUUUAUUGCAAAGUGCCAUUUCCCUUUGGCUUUCUAGUAACAAACUCUGGCAAACUCUGUGCUGAGGCGACAGCACAUGUGCUCACAGAGAGGGCUCUGAGUGCCACCUCUGGCACACAUGCCAUAGGUUCGCCAUCACUGAUAGUGGCUGGUAUUGAGUUGGUUAUGUGCUAGUACAGCAAACACCUACAAUUGUGUAUUUAUAAUAACAGGGAGAAACCUCACAUUUCCACUGCUACAUUGAAGUUUCCAGUUUGUGCUUCUUAUCUGAUGGCAUGUGUGUG
Messenger RNA from Sceloporus undulatus (fence lizard), 1597 nucleotides. RefSeq names its product peptidase M20 domain-containing protein 2-like. Gene Ontology annotation, molecular function: dipeptidase activity. The record is from RefSeq and is a predicted model, not a curated record. The transcript has 3 exons. Bases 210 to 1118 code for a protein of 302 amino acids. NCBI's taxonomy places the organism in Eukaryota, Metazoa, Chordata, Lepidosauria, Squamata, Phrynosomatidae.